Dentiscutata erythropus is the source of this 234-nucleotide messenger RNA. The record is from the annotation of a GenBank genome assembly. NCBI's taxonomy places the organism in Eukaryota, Fungi, Glomeromycota, Glomeromycetes, Diversisporales, Gigasporaceae.
AUGCUGAUCUGUUGUCAGGACAUUUUGGGAAGGAAGGGACUUAUCAAUGAAUUAUGCCGUGACGCAUUACUACCUAUCGAAACAAUUAUUACUUCAUAUCCAGUGGAACCAACUACUGAAGUUGAAUUACAAGACUGUCUUUCCUGGAGAAUUAAUUCUAUACUAGGGAACCUCGAAAUUGCCAGAACUCAAGCUCAAGAUAAUAUUGAAAAGGUGCAAAAUAAACAAAGGUGA